This is a messenger RNA of Dicrocoelium dendriticum, 1975 nucleotides long. The record is from the annotation of a GenBank genome assembly. Lineage: Eukaryota; Metazoa; Platyhelminthes; Trematoda; Plagiorchiida; Dicrocoeliidae.
CUUACAUUGGAUUAAUUGGACGAGACACAGUCGUGCAACUAACUGCCUCCUUAGUUGAUGAUCUUGGGCAUGUUACAUCAACAUUUGUAACCGUCAGGCAUGACGAUCACCAAUUCAGCGGCGCCUGCUUAACACAAGACUAUUGCGCUUACUAACUUCUCGAUGGAUUUGUGACUUUCCUUUUUGUUUGUCAUUUUCAUUGCCAUAGAGGCACUUCGGUUCCCGGAUCAUAUCUGACUAACUGCCGUAGACUAACUCAAAUGCUAGCUCAGCAGAAACCGCUCUAUACUUCGUUUUCGUUACCUAGCAUUUGUUAAAAACAUUUGUGAGAUAGCUUUCCGGCCUCGUCAUUUCUAUCUCGUGUUCUCAUCACUAAGCUGCAGUCAGUCAGGCAUCCGUUUUAGCUCCAGUCUGCAGCUACGAGAGUGCUUUUAGUCGAUAGAUGACAGCUCAUGUCUUCUAUUUUCAGCCUUUGUUAUCUAGUCAUUCCAAGUGAUCGACUACAUGGAGUCUUGUACAUUAUCUCCAAACUGCAGGUUUAAAAGUGCUAAUGAAGGCGUUAUCGUCGAAUGGAAGUCACCUCCGAAGUCUAUUUUGGUGGUACACAAGUUUUGCGAUGAUACUGUUAUUGAGCGUCUAAAGGAACUAGUCAAAUUUAUCUUACAAACCUGGAACGUAACAGUCUUCUUGGAACCCGAAACAGUUCUACUAUUGCAGAAUGAUACACGUUUCCGAACCAUCCUCGGUCGAUAUGCUUCACAUGUCCCCGUCGAUGAUGAUGAUGAUCGCCUAACGUCUCCUUCACCAACAGACAGUUUGUCGGACGCCGGAUGCGAAUACAACGGCACUGUUCAAAUGUUUGCUGGUCCUCUGGCCAAUGAUAUUGACCUAGUGGUUUGUCUAGGCGGCGAUGGAACUCUUCUUAAAAUCGGAUCAAUUUUUCAAGGUUGUGUCCCUCCUGUGCUUCCCUUCCACUUGGGCACCUUCGGGUUCCUGACCCCGCUUCCGUUCAAAUCCUAUCGACGCUCCUUGCGCUAUGCAAUCGACGGCUCUCCUCAGUGUCUGAUGCGGGCACGUUUAUGUUGUCAGAUUUUGCGAGCUGUUUCCGACGAUGAUAAACGCAAUGGAACACCUGGGUCCGAUUCGUCGUCAGGCAACGGCACUCCGGACAAAGAGUACCACUUUCUCAACGAACUGGUUGUCGAUCGCGGUCUUUCUCCCUGCCCUUGUGAUCUGAUCGUCAAAGUCAAUGGCCGUGUUGUAACCCAUUUUGAAGGAGAUGGCCUGAUUGUGAGUACGCCGACUGGUAGCACAGCCUACUCCAUGGCAACAGGAGCAAGCAUGCUACAUCCGUGUGUUCCUGCUUUCCUUUUGACCCCGAUAAAUUCACUCACUCUGAGCUCUCGUGCGAUUGUGUUACCUACGUCUUUGUGCAUGGAGAUCUGUAUCAAUCCAACGGCUCGCUGCAAGGUGGCCCAUUUUUCAUUUGAUGGACGUUCACGCGCUUCUAAUCUGAUUCGUGAUGGUGACUCCAUCUUGAUCAAAAGCUCUUCUUACCCUAUGCCAUGUCUGUCAGGCACUGACCAGGAAGUGGAUUGGUUCUCCGGCCUACACUGCUUAUUGAAUUGGAAUUCCAGAUCAAAGUACGAUUUGCUUCUCGAAACAGAUUCGGUUAUCCCAAGAGAGAACUCAUAGAUCCUUUUUUCCAUGCCUUUUCCCGUAAACCCAACGUCAUAAUGUCGCUACUUCUCAACUGUCUUGAUGCUGCAGAUGAUAUUUUAUGUGUCCACCUCUCCCAUUCUUCUCUAUUGGCUGUGGCUGUUUGCUCAGUUUCUAUUCCAAUUGUUCAUUUGAAUGUGCGGAAUCUCUUGUUAUCUUUUUUUUACUCUGUCCUAAAUGUUAUUGCUCACUUGAAUAUUUUCCUCGCUCCGUUGGUAAUAAUUCUUUUUUAAUCACCAGCGCAUUGUGACAAAUU